Messenger RNA from Podospora bellae-mahoneyi, 2029 nucleotides. RefSeq lists its product as uncharacterized. Bases 179 to 2029 code for a protein of 616 amino acids. The record is from RefSeq and is a predicted model, not a curated record. Gene Ontology annotation, cellular component: plasma membrane. The transcript is spliced from 4 exons. Gene Ontology annotation, biological process: metal ion transport; transmembrane transport. Gene Ontology annotation, molecular function: magnesium ion binding; cobalt ion binding; magnesium ion transmembrane transporter activity. Lineage: Eukaryota; Fungi; Ascomycota; Sordariomycetes; Sordariales; Podosporaceae.
CUGAUUGGGCGGGAGGGGAUCGGUAUAGUUCUCUUACGCCGUGUGACAUCUUACUUACCUCCUCAACUUCAACAUGGUAUCAUUGAUGUGAUCCUAGGUUGUCUUGAAAUCAAGUUUCCAGACCUGCCGUAAACCUUUUUUAACUUCCCUUUUUUCACUCGACAAGUGCUUGUACACAAUGUCGCGCGGACCGCCUUUUGAUGGGCCCCUGCAACAGCCGCGCGACUUCGCAACAGACCCACCGGCUGCUCCUCCAGAUCUUGACACCGCUGUUGACACCACCAGCCACCGCGUUCGAUAUAAUCCCAACAUCGAUACCACCAUUGCGGAAGAGGUUGCCCCCACGAACGAUGCCGCGACCAGCCCGAGAAAGGCACCCGCCCGCGCAGAUACCGGUGUGCCCUUCAGCCCCACCAGUCGACGGCGCACAACCCGGGUCAGCACAUUUCGGACAGUCGACAACUUCGAAGACUUUGAACUCCGCCCGGGAUGGCAUCCCGGUUCGGAACCAGGGGUCGAUCCACUCAAGCCAGAUGGUGGCCACGCAUCUAUGCCUCAACUGAGCGCCCCAUGCGAGAUCACUAUUGUCGACUUCUCCGAAGACAAGCUCUCGAUUCAGAACAAGGACAACUCGUCUCUCGGCUCUUUCUUGGAGGUGCCACAACCAAAGUGGGCAAAAUGUCGGUGGAUCAAUGUGAAUGGCCUGAGCUGGGACGUUAUCCAGCUGCUGGGGAAGCACAAGAGCCUUCAUAAACUGGCCGUGGAAGAUAUUAUGAACACGAGGAGCAGGACAAAGGCCGAGUGGUAUCCAACACAUGCCUUCAUUGUCUUGACUCUUCAAAGGCUUGACGACACCUACAGGGAUUCUGACGACGAGAGCUCUGAUUCUGAUGAGGCUGAUGACACAUCUAGCCAUGCUAGUAAUCGCAGCAUCUUCAGUGGGAAAACUGGCAAGUAUUCCCGGAAGCUCUUGAGGCGGUUGAAACGGAUAUUCUGUGCUGGGAAGUUCUCCUCAGACACCACAUUAGAGGGUGGGAAGAACUGGCCCCAGGAUGGCUCUGGGCCGUAUCCCAGGGCUUCACGGUCUGAGUACCCAGAGGGCCCGACAAGAACCUUGCGAAGAUACCACGCCGCACCAGACGAUCCUAUCGCAAGGUUUAUGGACAGGAACUCAGCCCUGAUCUCCAAAAACUACACGGUAGCCUGUGAGCAGGUCUCCAUGUUCAUCACGAACGACAACACCAUCAUUAGUUUCUUUGAAGAAUCGGCUGAAGUGAUAGAGGCACCCAUCAUCCAACGUCUCCAGACGAGUGAUACAAUCAUCCGACACUCAUGCGAUGCGUCCAUGGUGGGACACGCAGUACUGGAUGGAAUUAUCGAUCUUGCCAUCCAGGUAGCGAGCUGCUAUCGUGAUGCUAUCGGCGAUAUUGAACCCGAAGUGUUGACUCACCCCAACAUCGGCCACACCAAAAAGCUGUACAUCCUCACAUCGGAGAUCAAUGCGCUGCUUAGUUUCAUCAAUCCAAUCACGACAUUGAUACAAGCCCUGCGUGAUCACAAAACGGAUAUGGCGCUCGACAAAGCUAUGGCCAAAAUCUUGGACCCCAAUCAUGACCCCAUCAUCACCACGCUGACGUACACCUAUCUCGGUGAUGUUCUGGACCACUGCGUCCUCAUCACAGAUACUUUAAAUAGGCUCAAGAGCUCCGCUGAUGGGAUGAUAGGGCUGAUUUUUAACACCAUUUCAGCACAUCAGAACGAAUCCAUGAAGCAAUUGACCACAGCCACCAUUAUCUUCUUGCCGCUCACUUUCAUCACGGGUUACUUCGGGCAAAACUUUGUUCCGUUCACCGUUUUAGAGCAAGAUAUUGGCUACUUCUGGAAAAUCGCUGUCCCUGUCGUCUUUGCGACGAUAAUCCUUUUGCAGAGGGAAGCCAUUGUCGACUAUUGCAAGGCCAUCUUCCAGCGUCGUUAUCUCUGGGAGUUGAAGAAAAGGCGCUCGGAUCGACGAAACAAGAAGCGGGUUUGA